CUGCGAGCUAGGCGCAUACAAAGAUGAGCAAGCUGCUAUGCACCGUAUGGCUCCUGCUCCUCCUCGCGAACCUGGGAUGGUCAGGCCACGCCUCCCCGGCGCUCUCGUUACGUCGGCGAUACGAGUCCAUCUUCAGCUUCGGCAAUUCUUACACCGACACCGGCAACAACCCGGUCGUCUUUGCCGACAACGGCGUGUUCGGCCCCGUCACGCGCCUUCCCUACGGCUCCAAGUUCUUCGGACGACCCACCGGCCGCUGCUCCAAUGGCCGCCUCAUCAUCGACUUCAUCGCUCAACACCUUGGCCUGCCGCUUGUCCCGCCUUCCCUGACACACAAAGGGAGCUUCCGUCGAGGCGCCAACUUCUUGACGCCGCUCGCUUCCACGACGGCUCCAAUCCUGGCAACCUGUUCCCUCUCAACACCAGCUUGGGCGUGCAGCUGGAGUGGUUCGAGUCGCUCAAGCCUUCGCUCUGCCACACAGCCCGAGGUUCUCAAUUCUAAACUCUCAAGUCAGACUUCCACGUGCUAAUGCGUGUAUUCAGCUGCCCUGUCUGCCUGCAAAGUGACAAGAGCAAUU
Molecule: messenger RNA, 578 nt
Organism: Lolium rigidum
Lineage: Eukaryota; Viridiplantae; Streptophyta; Magnoliopsida; Poales; Poaceae
Product: GDSL esterase/lipase At1g31550-like
Exons: 2
Coding region: 24-530 (168 amino acids)
Molecular function (GO): hydrolase activity, acting on ester bonds
Source: RefSeq, a predicted model, not a curated record